Messenger RNA from Anneissia japonica, 3971 nucleotides. RefSeq names its product nuclear receptor subfamily 2 group F member 1-A. The record is from RefSeq and is a predicted model, not a curated record. Lineage: Eukaryota; Metazoa; Echinodermata; Crinoidea; Comatulida; Comatulidae. Gene Ontology annotation, biological process: cell differentiation; anatomical structure development; regulation of transcription by RNA polymerase II. Gene Ontology annotation, molecular function: RNA polymerase II cis-regulatory region sequence-specific DNA binding; nuclear receptor activity.
CAGAUGCCUGCGGCCUGUCCGAUGCAGCCCACAUCGAAUGCUUGCAAGAAAAAUCACAGUGCGCACUCGAGGAAUAUGUCCGAAGUCAGUACCCAAAUCAGCCGAACCGAUUCGGUAAACUUUUGCUUCGUCUACCCUCACUGCGUACAGUCAGUUCAGCAGUGAUCGAGCAGCUCUUCUUUGUCCGACUUGUGGGGAAGACACCUAUAGAAACUUUAAUUCGUGAUAUGCUUCUUUCUGGGGGAUCUUUCAACUGGCCGUAUAUGACAAUGCAGUGAAUACUGUAGCUGAUGGGAAAUACACUGGAUUGUUUUUAGAAUAUUAGACUGAAAUAACAGCCGUUGAAAUGAGGUUAAGCGGUUUACAGAGAGCAGCUGUUUGUUUGAUACGACACCAAAUUUAUUUUCAUAUUCGUGUUAUAGCGAGUAACCGCUGAAAGACUACCAUAAAUAAUUGAGUACAGUAGAUUCCGGGUCCACAAAUAAAGGACUGUAUUUCAGAUUCAAAGGUCGUUAAUGAAGAUUUAGUUUUUACGGCGGCCUUUACGUUCCAGUCUGACUGAAAUAUUCAUGCUUACUACAACAAUCUGAAGUAUUGGAGUAGCUGAAGCCUAUAAAAAUCAUUCGCAGAGCGAAUAGUACUGUAUUCCAAAGAGUUCUUUGAUUGUGAUAAGUGUUGAGUUGUGAAGCAAUGUGUUUCUCCGCCUUGAACUACUUGAUCUGAACAUGCGCAUUGUGCAAUACACAACAAAAUUCAACUUAUUCGUUUGACGCGCGAAUAUGAAAGUGUGCGCACAGCAGCAGAACUCGUGGGAUUUUGUUACUGAAAUAAAAGUUACGGUGAGCGAGAUAGGGAAGUGUUCACCGCUUUCUCACAUCAAAUUCUGUUGAAAAAAACUAUAAAGGAUUAGACAGUUUAUAUGUAUGCUGGUAGAACUUUGUAAAAUGCCUAUGCGUUUUUACACGGGAUUUUCCUGAUGGUUAUUGAGAACGCACUCGAACCCUAACUUUAUUGAUAGGCAAAUACCGGUUAUACACUGCGAAAAGAUUAAUGAAUCGGGACAGGGAAGUAAAAUCUCGCUUUAUUCAACAUUUAUAAUUAGAUUAAGAAUUUAAGACAGGAAGAAAUUGUGUACCUAAAUUCAAUAAUUUUUGUUUCUAAUGUGAAAUGUUUUAAGAGAUUUGAAUUUUGAAGUUUUGAAUGUGAAUUGAGAAAAAUCUUAGGCUAUUUAAUAUUCAUAUUCAAAACCUGGAUUCACAAAAUUAGCUUCGUUGUGACUGAAUCACAGUGUCUAUAAAAACUAAGAGUUGUAAAGUGGUGCUUUUAGUCAAACUAGAUGUAUUUCCACCCUAAAUAUUAAGGUGAAUCAUAAAGUGUACACAUUUUUGUAAAGACGAAAAUUGGUGUUAAUUACCGUAAAAUUAUUAGUAAGAAACCUUGAAACUUGUUUGUAUUCGAUGUGUUAUAAUAACGUCGGAAUAUUAAGAAAGCCAAGUACCGUAGUUGGUGUAACGACUUAGGGUCAACAUUUCGCAGGGUACCCUUUUCAUCGGUAAAAAAACCUAUGUUGAAACUUGAAGACCAAAAUUUAGCUUUGUAUCCUUCCCACUGUUAAUGGCAAAUGUUUAAAAAAAAAAGUACUGUGUGUGACUAUUAGAGACUAGUUGGUUGGUUGCAACGGCCUAGCCUGACCGAUGGCCUGGCUGGUCAUGGUUCCUGGAGAUGCACAGGGUACCGGUCUCGGGUGUUUAGGCCCGACCUGGUUAAACAGUAUGCCUGAUUGUUGGUUAUAUAUGCAUUCCUGUAGUUAAAACCACUGCAUUGAAAACACUCUUCAAUUUUCUAGCUAAUUUGUAUUUGUUUUGGGUAAAACAUUUAGUUUUUGCUGCAUUUUUGUUUGGAUUUUUAGUUAUUAGUCGGAUGAAAUCUGAAUACUCUUUAUUUAUAUUCCAAACUAUCGAAUUCAGACGGUUUUAGUCAGUAGAACUUGUCUCAUAUAAUAUAUUGAUAUAUAUGAUUUGUUGGAUACAUAUAUCUAUAUAUUAUAUUAGAGCAUGUUUUUGCAUGAUAUAUUGGGUUCCAAAUUCUCUAUUGAACAAUUCUAUUGAAUCAUAAAAUAGUAAAUACUGUACAGUCGUUUAUUCAUUACUAUUUGAGGGAAAUCCCCAAUUACGUACCUGUUACUGCUCAUCAGUUACAACAUAGUAAUUUUAUUCCUUCCUGGUAUGAAGACCAUUAAAUUGUAAAUUAGUUUCCUAGAAUAAUAAUAAUAAUUAAUUAUAGGCCUAAUAGUUUUUUAAAAGAUUUUAACUGAAAAACACGAUAAGUCUAUAUCAUGAAUUAGCUGACAUACUUAAUUUCUAGCGAAGUGAGUAUAGGAUAAUUAUUGCAAUUGAGACUUAUACCGCUGUUAACUUGUAAAUUAUCAUUCAUUUGGUAUAUUCAAAUAUAUUUGUAAAUUAAGAUCUAAAUGUAAGCCAAGUUUUCCACGGGAUCAUAUAUCUUAUUGAUUUUUUUUUAUUGAUCUCAAAAUUGUUUGUUUAUUUUUUUUCUCUAUACGUUAAGCCUACAACGUUUUGCAAAUGUUUUAAUGUGUUUAUACUUUUUGGUGUGUUUGUUUCUUUAAAAAACAUAAUAUGUUGUUCAUAUAAAACCGUUUGAUUGACCCCCAACCAACAAGCCCGCGAUGCCGAAUCUUGUACAUAGCCAAUGUAAAAAGGGAUGAGGACGUUGUAAAGAUACGUAGAUUUUGCAGGAAAAUGCCUGAAGUGUGUUUCUCUGUGCCCCUCUAUGCCUGGUGAAACCAGAAAAAAUCGAUAUAUAAUAGUUUGAUUUUUAUAAUGUAGUUUGCAAACAAGUGCUGUAUUAGAUCUCCCGCCAAAGCAGUGUGUGCAUCAGAGCUUAAUAAAGAGCUUUCAAUGUGUUAUAUUUGUAUCUUUGGGAAACAAUAAAUGAAGUAUUAAAUAAAUGGUAAACCUGACUAAAUUCUGCAUAGACCUUAUGGUUCAAAGUAGGUAGGGCCUUCCGUUUCGAAAUGUUUUCUUCGUUGCGAUGACUUUAGAUAUACCUAUAAAAAUAGUGGUGUAAAUAAUGCAUAGAGUGCCUAUAGUAACUUCACUCAGACGAUGUAAGAUUUUCUCCAAUAAGGUAAAUGCAAAAUGUUUAAGCUUGAUUUUGUAGAAUGUUACUCUCCAACAUAAGGCCUACUAGAGAAAAUGACUGACAAGCUGUUGCUUAGCGCGGCACGUACUGUACGGCUACAAUGGCUUGUAACUCAUCAGCGUUGUUUGAAAUCAAACUUGUUUUGGAGGGUGGACGAAUUCUUGGAGAUAUGUUCGUGUUGUAAUUGAUGUGUCGCUGUAAAAAAAAAAACCUUUCUUUUUACAUCGUCGGUGUAAUUUUUCCAAAGGCCAAGUACAGUAUGUCCACGUAAGCCAGGCAGGCCCAUAUAAGCCACGCAGGCCCACGUAAUCUAUGCAUACACAUGCCACCCAAGCCCUCCUUUCCGCCGGGAACCAAUAUAAUCUUGAGAUGUCAAAAUUAUACCGAUAUUAGAACAUUUAGCAUUAUAUUACUUGCUUUGUUCAUAUCAAAUUAAAAUUAAUCCUAAUAAAUAUACUGUUAUGGACUGGUCAAGUUGAUUACCAGACAUUAACCUGAUACGGUAGCUCUCUAGAUAACACAACAUUGAUUGGUCAGUUUGUAAAGAGUAAAAUUACUGCAGAUUGUUAACAAAAUUAGGAUAACAGUAAUCGAACAGAUAGAAGAAGAAAAAAGACAUUCUCAGAUAAUGACAGAAUGAGUAUGUUUAUGAAUGUAAGUGUCCUUUCGGAUGUCAUAGGUCCAAUAGGUGAAACCUAUAUGUUUGUUUAUUUUUUAUCUCCACAAUUAAAUAACUGUGCUUGGAUUAAAAACCUAUGUGUGUCAAAGACACUUUGUAUCAAUACAAUAAAAUGUUGAUGCCGUUUGUA